Linum trigynum is the source of this 5543-nucleotide messenger RNA. The record is from the annotation of a GenBank genome assembly. NCBI's taxonomy places the organism in Eukaryota, Viridiplantae, Streptophyta, Magnoliopsida, Malpighiales, Linaceae.
GCCAAACUGUUUCAUCCAAAUUUAUGGUGCCAAACGGUGGGCAAUUAUCACAAAAUAGCAAAAUUAAAUCAAAUUGAUUCGUUACAAUUUCUCAUCCAAACAAACUGCCACAACUUGAGUAUUAAUUUUUUUUCACUUAAUUUUUAAUUUCAUAUCACAAUUUUGAGGUGUCAUAACGGGGUUGACUCAUUAGUAUGAUAGCAAUCCUCCCCUCAAGACAAGGACCACGAACUUCGUGUCCUCACCUCAACGAUUAUCUUGAUCCGGCAAACCCAAACGUGAGUAUUAAUUUUUUUUUCACUUAAUUUUUAAUUUCAUAUCACAAUUUUGAGGUGUCAUAACGGGGUUGACUCAUUAGUAUGAUAACAAUCCUCCCCUCAAGACAAGGACCACGAACUUCGUGUCCUCACCUCAACGAUUAUCUUGAUCCACCAAACCCAAACGUGGAUCUCUCCUGGAUCCACCAAACCAGACGCAGAUCUCAAUCUCGAGGUCACCGAACGAGGGUCCACCAAACUGACGUCUACCGCCCCGAAUCCACCGAACCAGGCUCUGGUACCACUUGUCAUAACGGGGCCUGCUCAAUUAGUACGAUAUUGUCCGCUCUGGAUCCACCAAACCAGACGCAGAUCUCAAUCUCGAGGUCACCGAACGAGGGUCCACCAAACUGACGUCUACCGCCCCGGAUCCACCGAGUCCUCACCUCAACGAUUAUCAAUCCUCCCCUCAAGACAAGGACCACGAACUUCGUGUCCUCAACUCAACGAUUAUCUUGAUCCACCAAACCCAAACGUGGAUCUCUCCUGGAUCCACCAAACCAGACGCAGAUCUCAAUCUCGAACGAUGGUCCACCAAACUGACGUCUACCGCCCCGGAUCCACCGAACCAGACUCUGAUACCACUUGUCAUAAGUGGGCCUGUUCAAUUAGUACGAUAUUGUCCGCUUUGGGCCAAACUCGUACGGUUUUACUCUUGGGUGUCCUCCCGAAAAGGUCUCGUACUAAUUGGGUUAGGUGGACUCUAAUAUACAAGGGUUCCUUCCUUUGAAUUAUGAUGUGGUACUUGGAUUGUCCUAUGAGAAAAUAAAGAAACCAAGAAAUGAAAAUUACUGGAAAAAAGGCGGCUCUAAAGGGCUAAAGGCCCAUUCCCGCAGUUUCUAUCAGCCUUCGUUCUUUUCCCUCUCCCGCGUGUUUGUUUACUGGGAAAAUCAAAAUUUCCAAACUCGGCUUUGACUCUGCAGACUAAGGCUUUUUUUUUCCCCAAUGUCCACUCCCUUCACCUCCACUAGGUCCCUUGCUCCCAAAAUCCUACUUCCUCUUCCCCAUCAUCAUUGAUUCAUUUUAUAUAAACACUCCCACCAUCGAAGCUCUCAAACUUAAAACCCAGUCCUCAAUUGAAUAAACAGAGAGUAGCUUCCCUUUCUCCCCCCAAUUCGGAAAACUUGGUGGCCGGUGAUCUUUCAUCAGAUCACUCAUGUCUUUAACUGCUCUCUCUUAAAACUCCCCUCCCCAUUUCACUUCAGAUCCCUCUUCACUUACAAAGACCCAAACUUUCAAAGCCAAAACCAGCUCUCUCUGAUCAAAAGGAUCGAGCUCGGAUCAUAUUUCCGAGAUGGGUUUGGCGAAAGAAAUCAUGGGUAGAUCUUUAAUUGACUUUUCGUCGUCGUCGUUGUCGCCAUUUGCUCCGACGAGUUCGAAGUUGUCGUUGGUUCGGAGACCGGUGAUGGUUCCUCUGCAGCAGAAGAAGAGGGGUUUGAGGGUGCGCCCAGUUGUGGCGGCAAUCAGCGAGGAUUUGGUGAAGAAGAGCAGCAGCAGCAGCAGUUUUGCGGCGGAUAACGAGGAGAAGUCGACGGCGAAAUUCACGGUGACAGCUAGGUUGAUAGUGAGGAACAAACAUAAGGAAGAUUUGAAGGAGACUUUCGUCAAACAGUUGGACGCCAUUACCGACAGGAUUGGCAGGAACGUUGUAUUGGAGCUUAUUAGCACUGAACUCGAUCCCAAAACUAAGGCGCUAAAGAGAAGCAAGAGGGCUGUGUUGAAGGACUGGUCAAAGAAGUCAAAUAUUAAAGCUGAAAAAGUUCAAUACUCGGCUGAUUUCACUCUGGACUCCGAUUUUGGACUGCCUGGAGCAAUCACAGUGAGCAAUAAACACCAGCGGGAGUUCUUCCUGGAGAGUAUUGCCCUUGAAGGAUUUGCUUCUGGCCCAGUUCAUUUCCCUUGCAAUUCAUGGGUUCAAUCCACCAAACACCAUCCUCCCAAGAGGAUUUUCUUCUCUAAUGAGCCAUACCUACCAAGUGAGACACCACCUGGGCUGAGAUCUUUGAGGGAAAGAGAGCUGAAAGAUCAAAGAGGAGAUGGAAAAGGAGUCCGGAAGUUAUCUGAUAGGAUCUAUGAUUAUGACAUCUACAAUGAUCUGGGGAAUCCAGACAAGGGCAUUGACUAUGCUAGGCCAAUUCUUGGUGGGGAGAAGAUCCCAUACCCAAGACGGUGUCGUACUGGCCGUGAAUCAACUUAUACUGAUUCUAAUGCUGAGAGCCGUGUGGAGAAGCCAUCCCCAAUGUAUGUGCCUAGAGAUGAACAGUUCGAGGAGUCCAAGCAGAAGACUUUCUCAUAUGGGAGGCUUAAAGCAGUUCUCCACACUCUGGUCCCAUCUCUGAAGGCCAGCAUUUCUGCGGAGAAUCGAGAUUUCAGUGCCUUCACUGACAUUGACAUCCUCUACAAAGAAGGUCUCCUUCUCAAAGUUGGGAUUCAGGACGAAAUCUGGAGGAGGCUGCCUUUGCCUAGGGUGGUGACCAAGUUCCAAGAGUCUAGUGAAGGACUUCUGAGAUAUGACACUCCCAAGAUUCUUUCCAAGGACAAGUUUGCCUGGUUGCGAGAUGACGAAUUUGCCCGCCAAGCCAUUGCUGGUGUUAAUCCAGUGAACAUUGAACUUCUCAAGGAAUUCCCACCUAAGAGCAACCUGGAUCCUGAAACCUAUGGUCCUCUGGAAUCUGCUCUUAAGGAAGAACACAUCUUGGGACAACUCCAUGGCAUGUCUGUUCAACAGGCUUUGGAGGAGAAGAAGUUAUUUAUAGUAGACUACCAUGAUGCCUACCUUCCAUUUUUGAACCGGAUUAACGCACUCGAUGGAAGAAACACAUAUGCAACUCGUACCAUAUUCUUCUUGACCUCCGAGGGCACACUUAAACCCAUUGCAAUAGAGCUGAGCUUGCCACCUUCAGGACCAUGUAAGAGAACAAAGCGUGUGGUUACUCCUCCAGUUGAUGCAACCAGCAAUUGGAUUUGGCAGCUUGCCAAGUCUCAUGUUUGCUCCAAUGAUGCUGGUGUUCAUCAGCUAGUGAAUCACUGGUUGCGAACGCAUGCCUGCAUGGAGCCAUUCAUUCUGGCAGCACACAGGCAGAUGAGUGCAAUGCACCCAAUCUUCAAGCUUCUGGAUCCUCACAUGAGGUAUACGCUCGAGAUCAAUGCCCUUGCCCGUCAGAGCUUGAUCAAUGCUGAUGGCGUUAUUGAAUCUUGCUUCACCCCUGGACGCUACUGUAUGGACAUUAGUGCAGCUGCAUACAAGAACUUUUGGCGUUUCGACAAGGAAGGCCUCCCUGCUGAUCUCAUCAGAAGGGGAAUGGCAGUACCAGACCCAACACAGCCACAUGGGUUAAAGCUUCUACUUGAGGACUACCCAUAUGCUCAAGAUGGUCUCCUGAUAUGGUUCGCCAUCGAGAACUGGGUUCGGACCUACGUAAACCAUUACUACCCAACCUCAACCAUGAUCACCAACGACACGGAGCUACAGCUCUGGUACUCCGAAUCAGUCAAUGUGGGUCACGCUGACCUCUCUGAUGCAGAGUGGUGGCCCAAGUUGGAGACCAGCGAGGAUCUGGUCUCCAUCCUCACCACCAUCAUCUGGCUCUCUUCAGCGCAGCAUGCUGCGCUAAACUUUGGGCAGUACCCUUAUGGAGGGUACGUGCCCAACAGACCUCCCCUAAUGAGGAGGCACAUUCCUGAACAGGGUGACCCUGAAUACGAAAAUUUCCAAGCCGACCCACAAAAGUACUUCCUCUCAGCAUUGCCUAGUUUGCUUCAAGCUACUAAGUUCAUGGCUGUGGUGGACACUCUGUCGACUCACUCGCCCGACGAGGAGUACCUUGGGGAGAGGCAGCAGCGGUCAAUAUGGUCGGGGGAUGCAGAGAUAGUCGAGGCAUUCUUCGAGUUCUCGGUAGAGAUUCAACGGAUUGAAAAGGAAAUCGAGAAGCGGAACAGUGAUCCUAGCUUGAAGAACAGGUGUGGUGCUGGUGUGUUGCCAUAUGAGCUGCUGGCUCCUAGCUCUGAGCCUGGUGUGACAUGUAGAGGAGUGCCUAAUAGUGUGUCCAUAUGAUGUGUAUGUCAUUUUUCAGUGACCAUUCUUAUAUGAAUGUUUGUUUGUAGCUAAUUAAGGGGUCUGGGAUUAGAGGGCUUUUGGCUGCUAAUUGCAGUCUCAUUACGUAGAAAUGUAUAUGCCAUAGUAUAUCACUCAAUAAAUAAAAACGGCCCUGUUUUCUUGUCUUCCAUAUGUAAAUUUUGUGCUAAAUUAUAUGGUUGGUCACUCGUAUCUACAUAAAAGAAAAUAUCGUUUAUCUGUCACAAUCAACUCAAUUAGUUAUUAAUAAAAGAGCUUAUAUUUUCUUCUUUUCCUUUGUUUCUUCGUUUAUUAAGCUGGCGCUAGAGAUCUCAUGCAGAUCUACCAAAUUCUAACAGCGGCCAUCUAAUGAACCUCCUAUCAUUUUAUUUAGUCAGAAACACGAACUCGUGGUGAAUCUCUAGAAGUAGGAAGUUUUUUUAUAGCUCAUUCAAAUCUUCAACAACCUCCAAGAUUUGGUGCCGCAGGUCGGGUUGAUGAGAGUACUCAUGUCUGUCCCGCCCUAAAACAGGCCAAACAAGUCGGAUAAAACGGAUCAAGUUAAAAUUAUCAUCUCUUAUUGUACGCGGUGUUAUUUGGUUGAAUAGACAUUUGACAAUGUAAAUAUUUCCAAUAGUGUUGUUUGUUAUAAAAAAAAAUUAGAUGAGACAUUUUUAAUGAGUAAUCUCAUUUGUAUACAAUUAUCAUUUUGGCCUUAUAAUAUGUUUCAUUAUCUUGUUUGCUAUCCUAAUCAAACUAGUCAUGACUUCAGCUUCAAGACUAUGAAGGCUAUGAAAUGCAUUAUUUAACGAAUGAGCUAUGAUAUUAUGUCGCUCAUGUGGUUCCUAUUCAGGAUUAUGAAGUUUCUUUUUCUUGCAAAAUUACUAGAGAAGCUGAAAGAAAUAUGGAUGGACACAGAAUACAAAUUGAUUUGUCGGUUGAUUCAUCUAGUGUUGACCUUGCCCAUUUCAACGGCUAUCACGGAGAGAACAUUUUCAGCAAUGAAAAAUGUGAAGACUAAUUUGCGCAACAAAAUGAGCAAUGAAUUUCUCGUUAAUUGCUUAGCUAUUUUCUUUGAGAGAUGUAUAGAUGGAGAUUCUGUUAUUGAUGAAUUAGUCAAAUUAAAAGAUCUUCUAGUAACAUAGGGAUUCUAAUGAAUGAAAACUAUAAUU